Lasiodiplodia theobromae is the source of this 1710-nucleotide messenger RNA. RefSeq lists its product as uncharacterized. The record is from RefSeq and is a predicted model, not a curated record. The coding region runs from base 1 to 1710 and encodes 569 amino acids. NCBI's taxonomy places the organism in Eukaryota, Fungi, Ascomycota, Dothideomycetes, Botryosphaeriales, Botryosphaeriaceae. The transcript has 3 exons.
AUGGCAGAACCAGGCGCAAUGCGGCUCGACGCCGCGCCGAAGCGCCGCCAGGACAUUAUCAGCUCCAUCCUGAGCGACUACGGCGACAGCAGAGACGCCGACGACGACGUCGACCUGGACGACUACUACACGCAGGCACAGCCGUCGCCCGUGCCCGGCGCAGCUGCAGCACCUGCGUCACCAGCGGCCAAGGACAAGCCGCUACCACCGCUGGUGGGCUUCCAACUGCGAGUGGCCGAUGCGCCUGCCGCCUUGCAGCCUGGCGCACCGAGUGGGAACACGCCGGAAGCGAAUAUGAUAAUCUCCUCGUUUCGCGGCAGACGCCAGAAGCCGCCAGACCUUAAGCUGGCCCGCAGCAACGGCUCCACAGCCAUCACGCCGGCCACCGCUGCCACGCCUGCCAAGCCCGACUCCAGCUCCCUGUUACCUUCCCUGACCCUCUCCGCUCCUCACCCUCAACACUUGCCCACCCACGACCGUGUCAGAGGACACGCAUCCGCCCGCCUGCUCGACGAGCGCCCUCUGCCGCCCACCCCGCCGCAGCCUCCCGCCAAAAACGACGCGCGUCCGCCGUCCGACCACACUAUCUCCGCUGCGGGUGCAGCUGCCAUGGGAAACAAGGCCUCGAAGGCCGCCGGCGACGCAACAUCGCCCUCGCAGCGUUCCAAAUUUUCCUUACGCCGCAAGCCCGUCAGAAAAGAUGCCGUGCCGCCCGCCGAAGCUGCCAAUGGCGCCUCCAAACCUCCGCCUCAGGGUGACGUCGCUCCCGGAGCUCUAGCUGGCGCCGCGCAAGCUCCAGCUCCCCCUCCCGCGCCGCCAAUGCACACGUCCGCAUCCACCACGUCGCUGCAGCAAUCAGUGGCCGCCAGUGACUCGCAACCCUCGGCUUCGCACUAUGAAGCAAAUGGACACUUGCAGUCGCCUUCGACUACAAUGUCUGACGCGACCGUUGUCAGGGCCCGCUCCAACUCCCCGCCAACUGAACCCGAAGAUGAGGAGCCCAUCACGCCAACUCUAAAACCCGCCGCCGUCGACCUGCUCCCUUCCCCUAGCCCCGUCCCUGAAGAGAGCCCGUCCAAGUAUGGCGUCGUUGAGAAGCCCGGCAAUCCAGAGACCGAAAAGCCCAAGGUCGCGAUGCACUACCGCGGCAAGAGCAGCACGGGCUUUGACAUAUUCAAGAAUACCAGGCCUUAUAUGGGCACUCACCCGCCGCCUGUCCCCUCGAACCCGGCAACUGUCAUGAGAGUUCCUUCUGCAAUUACCUCGCCGCUCGAGCUCACUAGCCCGACCCUUGCCGAUUCGACUCUUCCUGCUUUUGAGUUCUUCAACACGCAACUUCGCCCUGAAGGGACCAUUGUCCCCAGGCUCAAUUGUGUCCACAUGCAAUGUUUUCACAACCACCGGCGCUUCCACCGAAGUAACAACCGCCUUCUUCCAAUCGGUUGCAUGCUCUGCUUCUCUUGCAGCCCCGAUCCCCAUUGGACAUGCACUUGGUGCGCCCUGCGCAUCUGCCAGGGCUGCCGAGCGAAGCUUGAAUCAAUUCCCCGCAAGAGCCUUGACAUUUUGAUAAAGGAGAAAGCCGAGGAGAAAAUUGGUGAGAAACCCGUCGGAGACACGGUCACCGCAAGAAAUAAUAAGGAGAACCUAAUGGUCAAGAAGAACUGGAGGUCAAUGCACGAACCGAGCAAGGUCGUCGUGUGGGAGAGUUGA